AGGGGCUGUAAUUUGAGAGAAGCGCAGAGGUAUUAUUAGCCAUAAACCGAAGCGCGGCACUUGAGACUUCCAGAUGUUGCGUUUGAGGCACCAGGCUAAGCCGGGAGUACGACUGCUGCCCACGCUGAAACAAACUUUCAUACAUUGCCUUCCCGCUCGCCGACAGUGAUGGGAGCUGGCAGGCUGCAGUAAAGGACGAAAACUGGAAAAAAAAAAAAAAAAAACUUACGCCACUUUAUCUGCUUGGACCUAGAGGGACCUCAAAGAAGACCGAGAAAGCUGGCUGCGCGCUUUGGACAUUAACACUAACUGAAAUGUUUGUUUUUUCUGCCGGGUUGGGAUUAAAUAGUCGACCGGGCUUAUUGUUUCAUUAAUACAUCGUUUAAAACUCCUUUAUUUCCUAUUUGUGAGUACAUUGGGCAUCAAGUGGGCAUCAUGGCUUUUUUUCACUUGCUCUUGUUUGCCGGGUUAUCACUGUCGGCGUAUGGAGGCUUCUACCAGGGACCUUUACAUCCGGAGAUGUCUAACGGCACUUUCCAUCAUUAUUUUGUGCCGGACGGCGACUACGAGGAAAAUGACGACCCGGAGAAAUGCCAGAUGCUUUUUAAAAUGACUGACGAGCGAAAGUGCAGUCUCGGCGAGGACCAGGACGCCGUCAUACGGGACGAUUUCACCAUCAUCAAGAGGCAGAUUGAGGACUCUGCCAGGGUGCUUGAGGGGAUCGGGAAAAGCAUCUCGUACGACCUGGACGGAGACGACAGCUACGGGAAGUACUUGCGGAGGGAGACGACCCAGAUAAGCGAGGCGUUUACAAACUCGGAGAAAUCUCUGCUGGAGCUCGAGGUGAAAUUCAAACAGAGCCAGGAAGGUGAGCUCAAGGAGGAGCACCGGCUCAAUGACGAUUUUCUUAACAUGAUAGUGCACACACGGGACGUCCUGAAGGAGACGUUGGACAUUUCUCUGGGCCUGAAGGACAAGCACGAGCUCCUGUCUCUGAUCAUCCGCAGCCACGGCACGAGACUGAGCAGACUGAAGAACGAGUACCUGAAGUUCUGAAUGAAAAUAGUCCCCAAUCUUCUCAUUAAAGCAGCCCAAUAUUUUUCUUUUUCUUUUUUUAAUUAUUGUUAUUAUUUUUUAUUAUUAUUAUUUUUUAGUGGCGUGUGACCAUGAGACAGAGGCAGAGAGAAAAUUACAUACCAGGGACAUAAAACCAAAGCAUAAAGGAUCAGUACACCUUAACUAACAAACGUUUUUUUCUCACUAAAAAUUCUGUAGAUGACGAUAGUUUUGGGUGCAUCUGCCCAGGUUAAUUUUUUUUUUUUUCCUUUUUAAUAUGUCUCCAAAGCUUUAAAAGCCAAAGAAAGGAAUUUGAAAAGAGUGCAAUAUCAUAAUUGGCUUUGCAUUGUUACCAGAUCUCAGGGAGGAGCCAAAUAUGUUUCAAGGAGGUAACUGUUUCAGUUUAUGUUGGGCCCAUAUUCCAUAUUAAAGUUGGUUCCAAACUAAAAAUGUAGUGUGUGAGAUAUUCACAUCACACUGCAUACACUGCAGUAAUGGUAGAAAUAUCUGCAAGUCAUAUAUAAAAAUCUGGGAGUAUUAAAACUUAACUAUCUCCAUUUAAAGGUACAGAUAGAGGUAAAUGUGUUUUUAUUGUUAUUCUUAAAAAAAAAAUCUUGGACUGUAUCAACACAAUAAACCUUUUGUUUAAAUACACAAAAAUAUGAGGGGUGGGAAGCAUUCUUUAACUAUUCUAAUAUGAAAAAGCAACUUUUUUACCUGAUGCAACACAAUACAGCAAUACUAUGAUACAAUUUCUGAAGAUUUUUUGGCUGAUCCAGCAAACUAAAUACCAAACAAAUCAAAGUAUUUGAUCACAUUGAUGAAAAAAGAUUACAGACAAUAAAAAAAAAAAAAAAAUCUAGUAACGGCAGCCGGCUUUA
This is a messenger RNA of Archocentrus centrarchus (flier cichlid), 1937 nucleotides long. It is a transcript of the gene fibinb, whose product is annotated as fin bud initiation factor b. The transcript has a single exon. The record is from RefSeq and is a predicted model, not a curated record. Bases 436 to 1056 code for a protein of 206 amino acids. NCBI's taxonomy places the organism in Eukaryota, Metazoa, Chordata, Actinopteri, Cichliformes, Cichlidae.